Fusarium pseudograminearum CS3096 is the source of this 885-nucleotide messenger RNA. RefSeq lists its product as uncharacterized. Lineage: Eukaryota; Fungi; Ascomycota; Sordariomycetes; Hypocreales; Nectriaceae. The coding region runs from base 1 to 885 and encodes 294 amino acids. Gene Ontology annotation, molecular function: spermidine synthase activity. The transcript is spliced from 4 exons. The record is from RefSeq and is a predicted model, not a curated record. Gene Ontology annotation, biological process: spermidine biosynthetic process. Gene Ontology annotation, cellular component: cytosol.
AUGUCUAACGAGGAGAUCACCCACCCCACCAUCGUCGAUGGCUGGUUCCGAGAGAUCUCGGACAUGUGGCCCGGCCAUGCCAUGACCCUCCGAGUUGAGAAGGUCCUCGUCCACGAGAAGAGCAAGUACCAGGACGUCCUCAUCUUCAAGUCCACCGACUUCGGCAACGUUCUCGUCCUCGACAACGUCAUCCAGUGCACCGAGCGCGAUGAGUUCUCCUACCAGGAGAUGAUUGCUCACCUUGCCCUCAACUCCCACCCCAACCCCAAGAAGGUUCUUGUCAUUGGUGGUGGCGACGGCGGUGUCCUCCGUGAGAUCGUCAAGCACGACUGUGUCGAGGAGGCUACCCUCUGCGACAUUGACGAGGCUGUCAUCCGUCUCUCCAAGGAGCACCUCCCCUCCAUGGCCUGUGGCUUCGACCACCCCAAGUCCAAGACCCACGUUGGCGAUGGCUUCAAGUUCCUCAACGACUACAAGAACGAGUUCGACGUCAUCAUCACCGACUCCUCCGACCCCGAUGGUCCCGCCGAGGCUCUCUUCCAGAAGAGCUACUUCCAGCUCCUCCACGACGCUCUUCGUGAGGGCGGUGUCAUCACUACUCAAGGUUCCGAGAGCCCCUGGCUUCACCUCCCCCUCAUCGCUCGUCUCAAGAAGGACUGCGGUGCCAUCUUCCCUGUCGCCGAGUACGCCUACACCACCAUCCCCACCUACCCCUCUGGCCAGAUCGGCUUCAUGGUCUGCUCCAAGGACCCCAAGGCCGACGUCAAGAACCCCAUCCGAUCCUGGACCAAGGAGGAGGAGGACGAGAAGCUCCGAUACUACUCUUCUGAGAUCCACAAGGCCAGCUUCGUCCUUCCCAAGUUCGCUGCCAAGGCUCUUGAGUAA